GGGAGGCGGGGCCAGAGCUGCCGCCAGGGGCGGGGCGGCGCGGGCCGGCCGGCCGGGCUGUGCACCUGCGCCUCGGCGGGCCGCCUGGGGCACCGACCCGGCCCGCCCGGCCCCGCCAUGGCCAGGCCGCAGAGGACUCCGGCGCGCAGUCCGGACAGCAUCGUCGAGGUGAAGAGCAAAUUUGACGCGGAGUUCCGACGCUUCGCUCUGCCUCGCGCUUCCGUGAACGGCUUCCAAGAGUUCUCCCGGUUGCUGCGUGCAGUGCACCAGAUCCCAGGCUUGGACGUGCUGCUUGGUUAUACAGACGCUCACGGGGACCUCCUGCCCCUCACCAACGACGACAGCCUGCACCGUGCCCUGGCCAGUGGACCCCCACCGCUGCGCCUGCUGGUGCAGAAGCGGGCAGAAGCUGAUGCCAGCGGCCUGGCCUUUGCCUCCAAUUCUCUGCAGCGGCGUAAGAAAGGGCUCCUGCUUCGGCCAGUAGCUCCCCUGCGCACCAGGCCACCCCUACUCAUUAGCCUGCCCCAAGAUUUCCGCCAGGUUUCUUCUGUCAUAGACGUGGACCUACUGCCUGAGACCCACCGCCGGGUUCGACUACACAAGCACGGAUCCGACCGCCCUCUGGGCUUCUACAUUCGGGAUGGGAUGAGUGUGCGCGUGGCCCCCCAGGGCCUGGAGCGGGUUCCGGGCAUCUUCAUUUCCCGCUUGGUCCGAGGGGGCCUGGCUGAGAGCACGGGGCUGCUGGCAGUCAGUGAUGAAAUUCUUGAGGUCAAUGGCAUUGAGGUGGCUGGGAAGACCUUGGACCAGGUGACUGACAUGAUGAUAGCCAACAGCCACAACCUCAUUGUCACCGUCAAGCCAGCCAACCAGCGCAACAAUGUGGUGCGGGGACCCUCCGGGCGUCUGCCAGGACCUCCCCCUGUGGGGCCUGGGCCUGUUGAGCCCGACAGUGAUGAGGACAGCAGUGACCUGGUCAUUGAGAGCGGCCAGCUUCCCUGUUCCAAUGGGCUGUCUCAGGGGUCUUCGUGUUGGGACCUGCGCCCAGGCCGCCUACAUCCUGGUGCCCGCAGCUCUCUGCCCUCCCUGGAUGAUCAGGAGCAGACCCACUCUGGCUGGAGCAGUAGCAUGCGAGGUGAUGGUAGCGGUUUCAGCCUGUGACAGCGCUCCAGGCUGCUGGGACACGGAGUGACACCCCACUCUGACAGGACCGGAACACGCCCUCUGUAGCCAGUGGGUGAUCCUCCAAGAAGGAGGCCCCUAGGGAAGUUCCAUAGGAGGGCUCAGGCAUCCAUCUUCACAAAAACUUUG
Molecule: messenger RNA, 1308 nt
Organism: Sorex fumeus (smoky shrew)
Lineage: Eukaryota; Metazoa; Chordata; Mammalia; Eulipotyphla; Soricidae
Gene: PARD6A
Product: par-6 family cell polarity regulator alpha
Exons: 4
Coding region: 118-1158 (346 amino acids)
Biological process (GO): regulation of cellular localization; establishment or maintenance of cell polarity; centrosome cycle
Cellular component (GO): cell cortex; apical plasma membrane; nucleus
Molecular function (GO): protein kinase C binding
Source: RefSeq, a predicted model, not a curated record